AUGGCUUUGAAAUCUGCUGCUUUAUUUGAAAAGAUGGAUCCAUUCAUCAAAAGCCAAGGAGCUGAAUUAGUUAAGAAAAUCAAUGCAGUUUAUUAUUUCGAAGUAUCUAAAGCUAAAGGAGAGACUCCAGAAGUUUGGACCGUUGAUCUUAAAAAUGGAACAGGAGCAAUCUCCAAAGGAAAAGUCGGAACAGCCGAUGCCACCUUCACCAUGAUAGACGAUGACAUGAUUGCUAUGGCCCAAGGAAAGUUGAAUCCUCAAUAAGCUUUUAUGCAAGGAAAGAUGAAAAUCAAGGGAAAUAUGGCUGCAGCAACCAAAUUCACCCCAGAUCUAUUACCAAAGGAUGCAAAACUUUGAGUAAAAUAUUAAGAUCCACAUCAUAUUCAAAUAUUAAUUCUAUA
Messenger RNA from Paramecium tetraurelia, 401 nucleotides. RefSeq lists its product as uncharacterized. The record is from RefSeq and is a predicted model, not a curated record. The transcript has 2 exons. NCBI's taxonomy places the organism in Eukaryota, Ciliophora, Oligohymenophorea, Peniculida, Parameciidae. Gene Ontology annotation, cellular component: cytosol.